Messenger RNA from Stomoxys calcitrans (stable fly), 2480 nucleotides. Its product is annotated as MATH and LRR domain-containing protein PFE0570w-like. The transcript has 2 exons. Lineage: Eukaryota; Metazoa; Arthropoda; Insecta; Diptera; Muscidae. The coding region runs from base 900 to 2480 and encodes 526 amino acids. The record is from RefSeq and is a predicted model, not a curated record.
GUACACGAUUUAAAUGAAAAUAAGAGUUUUUGUAUAUAUAUACUUAAAUUUAUAUUGAAAAAGUUUAGUUAGCAAUAUGCGUUUAAUAGAACAAACUAAACAGAUUGCUGUGAAAAACAUUGAUAAUGUCUGUUCACAGAAAAAAAGGAUUGUACAUAGUACUUUAUUACCAAAUUCUAUACGUGCCCUUAUAGUAGGCCCAUCAAAUUGUGGUAAAACAAAUGUUAUGAUUAGUCUCAUAGAAAGCCCUAAUGGCCUCAAAUUCAGGAAUAUAUAUAUAUAUUCUAAAUCUUUAUAUCAACCAAAAUAUCAAUAUUUAAAAAAAUUGAUUACUCCAAUCAAAGGAAUAAACCUAUUCACAUUCUCUGAAAAUGAAAAAGUUAUAAGUCCAGCCAAAGCAAAUAUGCAUUCUAUAAUGGUAUUUGAUGAUGUAAUUUGCGAUAAACAAAAUACUAUAAGGGAUUAUUUUUGUAUGGGAAGACAUAAACACAUUGAUUGUUUUUAUUUAUGUCAAACAUAUACAAGGAUUCCUAAACACUUAAUACGUGAUAAUGCAAACAUGAUUAUCAUAUUUAAGCAAGAUGAAAUGAAUAUUAAACAUAUAUAUAAUGAUCAUGUCUUGGGUGACAUGACAUUUAAAGAUUUUUUAAAGCUUUGUAGUGAAUGUUGGAAAGAUAAAUAUGGAUUUCUUAUUGUGAGCAAGGAUGAUCCCAUUGAUAAAGAUAUAAUGUAGAUUAUAAACAGAAUAGAGAGCAGAUUGGUGACAGAAAGAAAGCAGAUCGGUAGCAGAUAUAAAGCAGAUCGGUAGCUGAUAUAAAGCAGAUCGGUAGCAGAUGUAAAGCAGAUCGGAAGCAGAUGGAUACAUAACCAAAAAAAAAUAAAAAAUAAAUUAUCCAAUCAUGAAGAGACACAAUUUGUUGAAGGAAAUUGUAAAAACACGAGCAGUAUUGAAAGAAAAGUUAAAAAACAUUAAACUUAAUCAAAUAGAUAGGGAUAAUCUAUUAGAAGAUACAUUUCAACCAAUAACCAAACCUUUGAAGGAUAUUAUAGGAAAACUAGAUGAGAACAAAAAAGAAAGUAAUCAGUAUUCUAAUAAAUAUAAUGAUAAAAAUAUUUAUGAUUAUAAUAAACAAUAUGAAGACGAUGGAAAACUUGAUAAAAACAAUAAGGAUGAUGAUGAUGAUGAUGAUAGCUUUAUAUCAGACAUUUAUAAUGAUGAUGAUGACUAUAUGUCUAGCAAUGGACUUCAAAUGAGAGAUAUUACCUCAAGUAAUGAUAAUGAAAGAUAUAAUAAUCAACAUUCAUCAACAAUAUUUCCGAAUAUAGUAAAUUCUACACAUAAAGAAGAUAAUUCAGAAAUAGAACAGAUGGAUAUAGAGAAAUUUUCACAAAAACGAAAAUUUUCAUCAGAUGAAAAUAACACUAAUAAAAGGAUAAGAAAAAAUUAUAAUAUUCCAGUUGAUUUAAAGAGAAAAGAUUAUACACUAGAAAAAUGUGGAGUGAAUCGGAAUGAGCUUAGAGAAAAAUUAAAACGAUCUAAUGAUAACAAUCUCAGUUUAUUUGACGAUAACGAUAAUAAGCGGAUGAAAAAAUCACAUCUAUUUUCAAAACGAAAAUGUGAAUUUCAGUUAAAUACUAAUAAAAAACGUAUAAAAUUAACUAACAACAAAAUCAUAAAUAUAAAUAAACGAAAAAGACCCUCACAAUUAAAUACUGAUAGAAAACGUUUAAAAUUGAUUAAUAACAACCAAUUAAACUUGAAUAAACGGAAAGGUGUUUCACAAUUAAAUCUUGAUAGAAAACGUAUAAAAUUGAAUAAUGAUAUCUCAUCAAAAUUGAAUAAACGAAAAGCUGUUACGCAAUUAAAUAUUGAUAGAAAGCGAAUAAAAUUGAGUAGUGAUAAUCUAUCAGACAUAAAUGUAGCAUCUUCAUUACCCAACGUUCUACAAACACUUAUCGAUAAUAGACAAUUAGAUAAAGUUUAUGGAUUUCAUAUAGAUACAAAUGGAAAUAUGUAUUUUGGAAAAAAUCAAUUAAAAUUUAAUGGAUGUAACUCUAUUCAAAUUGGGGAAUCUAUUUGGAAAAUGUCUCCCGGACUAUUUCAACUCAUGUUUCACAUUAAACCUCAACAUUAUACAAAGAAGGAUUUAAAUCAAUAUAAGGAUAUUUUGAUGAAAACAAAUGCUCAUAAAAGAAAUUAUUUACCAGGAGAACAAAUUAAGGGAACUCAAGCUUAUAAAUAUCAAUUUAUAAUAAAACGGUUAUUUGAUGUGAAUUCAAAUAGGAUAUCCAAAGGUAAUGGAUUGAGUUUGAAAUCAUUAGACAAUCACAAACCAAAUUAUAUAUAUUGGGAUGACCCUAACGAAUUGGUUGACAGAUUAAGAUUGCUCCUUUCAUCUGAAGGUGUUGGUCACAACAAUCACAAAAACGAAAUUAUUUCAAUUGUUGAAGAAUUGCGAGAAGCACAUAUUAUUAAAUAA